Molecule: messenger RNA, 2118 nt
Organism: Anoplopoma fimbria (sablefish)
Lineage: Eukaryota; Metazoa; Chordata; Actinopteri; Perciformes; Anoplopomatidae
Gene: srsf5a
Product: serine and arginine rich splicing factor 5a
Cellular component (GO): nucleus; ribonucleoprotein complex; cytoplasm
Molecular function (GO): mRNA binding
Source: RefSeq, a predicted model, not a curated record
AUUUCCGGUUCCCUCCUCUCUGGCUCUGGACCCGGUCGCCAUUUUGAUACAGUUGAGCAGCGCUGAGACGAGACGGCACAACGUUGCAGCUUCCCAUCGACACACACAUCCAAACCGGAGACGCUUUUAGUAAUAAAAGCAGAUAACAAUGAGUGGUUGUCGUGUCUUCAUCGGCCGCUUGAGCCCACACGCCAGGGAGAGAGACGUGGAGAAGUUUUUCAAGGGAUAUGGACGGAUUCGUGAAAUCAACUUAAAGAAUGGAUUUGGCUUUGUGGAAUUUGAUGACCACAGAGAUGCAGAUGACGCUGUUUACGAGUUGAAUGGCAAAGAGCUGUGCAGUGAAAGGGUCACUAUUGAGCACGCUCGCUCCAGAAGAGGAAGAGGUGGCGGCCCUGGAGGAAUGGGAGGACGUUUUAGUGGUGAAGGCGGGGGUGGUGGUGGUGGUGGUGGCGGCGGAAGCAGUGGCGGCGGUGGCUAUCGUCCAUCUCGCAGCAGUGGAUCCAGGUAUGGCCCCCCUGUGAGGACGGAUCACAGACUCAUUGUGGAGAACCUCUCUUCACGAAUCAGCUGGCAGGACCUGAAAGACCUGAUGAGAAAAGCAGGUGAAGUUACCUUUGUGGACGCACACAGGCCCAACAAAAAUGAAGGAGUGGUUGAGUUUGCAUCCCGCAGUGACCUGAAGAACGCCAUCUCCAAGCUGGAUGGAUCAGAGCUGAAUGGACGCAAGCUUAAGAUCUUUGAGGACAGCAGAAGCCACAGCAAGAGCCGCUCCCGUUCCCGCUCCCGCAGCUACUCCCGCUCAAAGAGCCGUUCCAGGAGCCGCCACCGUUCCAGGAGCCGCUCCAGGUCCAUGAGUCGCACCCCGGAGAAGAAGACAUCAGGAGGGGGCAGGGCGUCAGGCAGAUCCCUCUCAAGGUCAAAGUCUCGCUCCAAGUCCCGCUCCAAAUCCCGUUCCAAGUCUCACUCCAAAUCCCGCUCUAAAUCCCGCUCCAAGUCUCGCUCCAAAUCCCGUUCCAAAUCCCGCUCAAAGUCUCGCUCCAAGUCCAGGUCUAAGUCCCGCUCACCUGUUCCUCCUGCUCAGAAGAAGCCGUCCCGCUCCCGUUCUCGUUCACGCUCUCGCUCCCGUUCUCGCUCCCGCUCCGCAUCUGCAGACAGCAAACACUGAGAUCAGUGCACCUGUCGGCCGUAAAAUAGACUGAUAGUUGCUCGCCGCGGGCGUGUAUGGUGGCAUGUGAUUUAUUGUUUCUUUUUAAUGAAGGGGAGGGAAUCACCAUUUACAUGGUUUCUUUUUGAAAUAACAUCUUCAGUCAUAAAUGUGCCCUCAUUGGCUUUGAUUUCUUUUGUUUUUCUUUUUCUGUUAGUUUGGAUGAGCUUCCACAGGAAAAUGUUUGUUCCUAUUCAUUUUUUUUUUUGCCCCCCUCAUAAAAUCCCCAUUUAUUUUUUGCUGGAAUGCUGAGUGACCGAAAACCUUUUUAAUCAGUGGUGAUGCUCGUCACAAUCCUGCAGCCUGUCCUAGCUGUCUGCCAUGUUAUGAUUCCAUCCACUCCCCUGUGCUUUGCGAGUGUUCACAGCAGUUCAAGGUUAGGAGGGAAUGGUAUUCAUUCCCCAAAGUGUUGAUAGGUAUGUUUUUGUCCGCAACGUCUGGCAUCGCUGUGAAACUGUGAUUCUGCUUCUGAUGCUUCUGCACGUGUUGCAUUCACUGCCCUGAUAUGUGAACAGAAAAAAAAUGCAAGCAUCUCAGUCGGUGGUUUAUUUCAGCUUUCAUUGUGUAAUGAUGUUUGAAUCCGGCAUUCAUUUAGUUCAUUUCUGCUGCAUCAGGACCUCGUCUCGUGUUGUGAUUCAUCUUCUUUGCUUUUAAUUAACUUUAACCGCAGCCUCGGAAUGAAGCGUGUUGUGGGUCUGAACUCAAGUGUCUGUUUCAGCAGGAAGAAAUGUCUCUAAAUAAGUUUAUUAAUUUGAUACUAAUAAAACUCUCACUGCAUAUUGUCAUUUAAUUUUUUUAGUAAUGUUCAGAAAGAACAGUGAAUUUUUUUUAAUAUUUUGUGAAUAUGGGUCAUGAGACUCUCAUAUUAAAGUCUCUGCAGUUCAACUGAAUAAAGCUUUCACAAACUGUUAAAA